Messenger RNA from Clupea harengus (Atlantic herring), 5919 nucleotides. RefSeq names its product ribosomal protein S6 kinase B1a (gene rps6kb1a). Lineage: Eukaryota; Metazoa; Chordata; Actinopteri; Clupeiformes; Clupeidae. Gene Ontology annotation, molecular function: protein serine/threonine kinase activity; ATP binding. The record is from RefSeq and is a predicted model, not a curated record. Gene Ontology annotation, biological process: signal transduction; protein phosphorylation.
UGCAGAAAUGAUGCGUCUGCGCAAGAACCGCGCGUCAAGAGUUGCUUUGUUUUUCCCUCUCAGGAAUUUUGUUUGACUGCUACUGCUACUGCUACGGAGUCCUGUGCGCAUGGGGCAUAACGUUAGUAGUAGCCGGUUAUGGCGCUAGUGUGUGUAUUUUCAUGAGGCGGGGAACAAGCACCUUUCGCUAGAGAAAACAACCAGAGUCUGAAGCUAUGGCAGGCGUGUUUGAUAUUGAUCUGGACCAACCGGAGGAAAAUGUGUCUGACGAUGAGCUUGAGGAUGGGACUCAGCUCAGUGAGAGUAUGGAGCAGUCCAGCAGCUUUGAAUUCGACAUGGAUGACUGUGAAAAAAUUGAGAUCUCUGAGGACAGCGUCAACAAAGGCACCGAGCAGAUUCGGCCCGAGUGCUUUGAGCUGCUGCGUGUGUUGGGGAAAGGGGGCUAUGGAAAGGUUUUUCAAGUCAGAAAGGUGUCUGGAGCUGCUACAGGAAAAAUCUUUGCCAUGAAGGUCCUUAAGAAGGCAAUGAUUGUUCGGAAUGCUAAGGACACAGCUCACACCAAGGCUGAGAGGAACAUCCUGGAGGAGGUCAAGCACCCGUUCAUUGUGGACCUGAUUUAUGCCUUCCAGACCGGGGGGAAGCUGUACCUUAUCCUGGAGUACCUCAGCGGUGGAGAGCUCUUCAUGCAGCUGGAGAGAGAGGGCAUCUUCAUGGAGGACACGGCAUGCUUCUACCUGGCGGAGAUUUCUAUGGCACUGGGACACUUGCAUCAGAAGGGCAUCAUCUACCGUGACCUUAAACCAGAGAACAUCAUGCUCAAUGACAAGGGUCACGUGAAGCUGACAGACUUUGGGCUUUGCAAAGAGUCCAUCCACGACGGCACCGUUACUCACACAUUCUGUGGAACUAUAGAAUACAUGGCUCCAGAGAUCCUGAUGCGGAGUGGCCACAACAGGGCAGUGGACUGGUGGAGUCUGGGAGCUCUGAUGUAUGACAUGCUGACGGGGGCUCCGCCGUUCACUGGUGAGAACCGGAAGAAGACCAUUGACAAGAUUUUGAAGUGCAAACUCAACCUUCCACCUUACCUCACACACGAGGCUAGGGAUCUUCUGAAAAAGCUGCUAAAAAGAAAUGCGUCCCUGCGGUUGGGUAACGGGCCAGGCGAUGCAUCAGAUGUGCAGGCCCACCCUUUCUUCAGGCAAACUAAUUGGGAUGAUCUUCUCGCCCGCAAAGUUGAACCUCCAUUCAAGCCUUUUCUGCAAUCGGCAGAUGACGUCAGUCAGUUUGACUCCAAGUUCACCAGCCAGACCCCAGUGGAUAGCCCCGAUGACUCCACUCUCAGCGAAAGUGCCAACCAGGUCUUUCUGGGCUUUACGUAUGUGGCCCCAUCCGUACUUGAGAACAUUAAGGAGAAGUUCUGCUUCGAGCCAAAAGUCCGCUCCCCACGGAAGUUUCUGGAAAGCCCACGGACACCAGUGAGCCCUGUGAAGUUUGCAGGGGGGGACCACUGGCUGCGGGGAUCCCCUCUCCCAGGCGGGGCGUCCUCGUCCUCCCUGCGUUCCCGCGGCGGCGACCAGCCCAUGGAGGUGGCUGCUGCGGAGCAGAUGGACGUGAGCAACAGCAACAGCGCUGCCGAGGCAUCGGCGCCCCUGCCCAUCCGGCAGCCCCUGGGCGCGGCCGCGGGCUCCUUCCGUAAGCAGGCCUACCCCAUGAUUUCCAAGCGGCCCUCGCACCUGCGCAUGAAUCUAUGACACACGGCAGAGCAGCGGCUCACACCCGGCCUGCUGGACGCUCUGGCGAGUUAUUCUUCCACCAUUUUUUUUUAUUUAUUUCUUUUUAACCUAAAUACACUUUAGAUUAUGAAUGAAAUUACCCAGAAGGCCCUUCGUGUGCCUCUGACACCUCCAGCCUCCCAAAUGUUGUUUUUUUUUUUUUUUUUUUUAAACGAUGAGGCCGUGAGGCAGGAGCUUCACCAGGAGGUGUCUUAAUGAUCUUUCUCCAAUCACAGAUUGCGCGAUGCAGGCGGUGUGGCAGGCGGAAGAAGCGUGCCACAGACUCUGGGUCUCCUUUUUGCCUUUUUGCGCUUUGCACACGCUGGCGAGGUUUGGUGGACGGUGCUCGAAAAAGGCCCCCUGGUGUUCUGCAUGCGUGUAAAAACUAGCUUCUGAUUACUGGUGCUUUAAAUACUCUGAGAGGCUUGGGCCCGGAGCAACACAGUGCUGCUCGGCAGAAUGCCCUGACAGAGAAGUGAUGGAUGAAACACACUCAAAUCACUUUGUCAUGAAUCAAUCACUUAAAAGCAAAAUGGGCUUUUUUUUAAGAAAAAGAGAGGGAAAAUGCUAACAUCCCUGCCUUAUUUUGGUUGUGUGGUCAGGGCUAUCAUAGUUAGUUUAGUUGACAGAUAGAAAACAUUUCUUUUUUUUUGGUACACAUGGCCGUGGACAUUGUUGAGGAAAACAGAGAAUGCUCCUGUUUCUGGACACUUUGACUUUGUUCCGUGUGGUUUCAUCCAAUUGAUUGCUUUCCAAAUAUUUCUUGAUGAUGGUUUGGUUCCGAUCAAUUUGCUUUACUUAUGUGGCUUUCGGUUCUUUUUUUUUGUAGAAUGUAUGCCUAGGCUUUAAAUACUUUUGAUGGUCAUUUGGACUGAAGACUUGAAAAGACUCCCAAACUCUUUGACAACAAUAUUGAAAUGUGCAUGGUUCCCUAGGGACUCCUCAGGCAGUCCCGCUGGGACUCACAACCUCUUUGAGAUUGAUUUCUGGGUGAUAAACUAAGAGCUUUCUUCAUUUUAUGUAUAAAUAUAACUAUGAGAGAUGGCCGCUGGCCUGGUUGAAUGUGUAUGUUCAGUCGACGAAUCUCUGGUUUUGCUUGUGAAAGUGAAAGCAAACCCCUUUAUUAUGAAUUGUUGAUAUUGAAUGCUGUAUACCCACAUUUCCUUUAUGAGCCCUCAAGGAUUCAAGACUUUUGACUUGGUUUCAGCCUACCUCUUACAGUUCUGUUCCAUGACCUCGUUAUUUGCUGCAACAAUAGCUUUCGGUGGUCGGUAUUCUUCUAGCUCAAAAAGACGGACCUUUUCGGUUGUGUCAAGUUAGAGCCUUGCGUAGAGCCUGGAACCAUAUGUUGUACAUCCAUGUGAACAAGGCAGUUGUUCGUAGAAACCCUCAACUGUGGUUCUACACAGGCAGCUUGUUCAAAAACGUGAGCAGAAGCUGAAGUCACUGCGAGACAUGUUUUGUCUUAAAUGUCUGUUACUGUAUGUGUCGAUUUAACCUGAACUGCUGCUGUAUCUUCGACUGACUGAGUUUGGGAGAAGCCAUAAGACGAGAUCAUUUCAUUAUCGGGGGAAACUAGCACCCAGACUUUCCAUCAUUGUGGCAGAAAUGAACAUGCAGGGUACCAUUUACGAUGGAGGCCUUUGGAGGGUAAUUUAGUAUUUUAGUAGUAAAAGUGUUUCCGUAUGUGAAACUCAGGAUCAGUGAGGAUUCCUUUGGACACGAGCGGAGUUGGAACAGCUCUUUAAAUGAAGCUGUUCUAAUAUGUUGCUUAAUCCGGUAAAGUGGGAAGUAGUGUACACAUAACUGUCUAAAGAUUUGCUCCUGGUAUAUCUUCUUAACUACUGUGUUUUUUGAACUGCUCUGGUUCUUCAAAGGUGUACACACUCAGCCAAGAUAUUCAACCCACUUAUAGGGUUUAACAUUGUGAAGCGUUGUUUUAAAGACAUGAUAAGUGUAAUUUACUUUUAUUAUUUCACAUCGUGAUAUUUUCCACUUUGAAUCUUUCAUAUUCAUACUUCUACGUAUAAUUAAUUUAAUUGGCAAGCUUUUUUGUGUUCCGAGUCUUUGCAACUGUCCGAAUAGUCCAGCCUAGACUGAAAGCAGGCCUGUCCAAUAUACUCCAUGUUUUAUUUGAAUCAUUUGAGUCAUUUUAAUUAUUCUACAGAUAAGUUAUUUAUUCUGUCUUAACUUUUUUUUUUUUUUUUUUUAUAAAACAAGAGCUAUGAACUUUCUAAGUCUGCGUAUGAAAACAGGCUCUUCUCGAAAAUUGACAGAGCUCCCAAUGAAACUGGGAUUCAUUGGUGAAACCAAACACAUGCAUUCGAACAAGGGCAUUGUUAGGCUUGGAACAACCUCCUGAAUUGCUGUCAGUCUGAACUGUAAUUCAUAGUCUGUUAAUUUAUUAAAUGUGCAGCUUAUGUUAAUGCUGACACACAGACACAAUUUAACACUACACUGCUGUCACUCCAAAGGUUUGAAAUUCUUUCGCACUGCCUGGGAUUUGUUUUAUAUUUAUGAAGGUUAUGAGGUUUGAUGUUUUUAAGGUAUUUAUUUAAUCAAGUGCCAUUCAACAGCUGUAUUUCCUGCACUAUGCAACUAACAAGCUAUGUUUGUUGAGUCAGUGUUAGCUUAGCGCAACGUCUCUCCCAGAGCUUUUGUUUUGUACCUCCCUGAAUGAAAUACCUUCGACAGGUUUAAGACAUACAGAGACGACACAUGAACAACAAGAUAAGCCUCCCGGUUGCUCCUGAAAUAUAGUCUAUGUCCUGGCACCUUGCAGAGUGAGAGUGCAGUUUGUUUCUGAUUUUGGGUGUUUGUAGGCUUGAAGAUUGUAGUUUCAACAAUGACUAUGGUCUUUGGUUUAGUGUUGCACUGUCAUCUUAUAUCGUGCUUUGUAUCCAAUCUCGCAGUGUACUUCUCUGCAGUUUGCACCAAGUCCAAAGCUUUCCGACCCUUUUCACUCAUUCCACUAUGCUUGUAUCAGAGCUGACCUUGUUUGGACGUGACCAACCCUUCUUGGCUUGCCACCAUGUUAACAUAGUUGAUGGGGAACUGCAUUUUGAUGGUGUGUAUAGGACCUGGCAUUAUAUGUGUAUUCUCUGUUUAUGCUCAUAAUGCAGAAAUGACUGGAUAAUAGAGGGAUGGAAAUAGUUACCUUCACACUUGUGACACACACACACACGUACAAGCAGUUGUUGCUGUCGACCUAUCAGUAUCACUGUUACUGCUUUCAAUGUAUUGCUUUCUUUUCCUUUCGAGACAUCAGGACCUCCUGUGGUUUUGUACCUUCUAGUAGGCAGAUGAACUAGUGAUUCUAGGCGAGCAGAAACAGUUCUCCAUUGGGUAUACACCUUCAUAUCAGCAAAUGGCCCAAGCUUGCAAGGGUGUCACUUGGUGGGAUGGACACCAAGGACACUGACUUGAGUGUGAACUCCAUUACUGUAGUUUGCACUGUGCGAGAGCUGAUGAGCUCGAGCUUGGAUCGGUCUUAACACAAACUCACAUCACUUUGCCUUCUGUCUUUGGGUGUAAUGACACUCGAAACAAAAACCUCACUUUUCACCAUGGGAAUCUUAAUUUUGUGUAUAGUUUUUACAUGUUUCAUAGAGCUUAAAAUUUAUUUUUUUUGAAGUGACUAACUGUUGUCAGAUUUAAACUGUAAUUAACCCUUAAUUCACACGUUAGUGUCUGGCUAAGGAUGGACUUCAAUUCUACAUGGCUAAGGCGCUCCUCACUGGCGGCCCGAUGACAAUGCACCAUGCACAGGUGCCACUGGGGCUCAGCACCCGAGUGAAACUAGUCAGAAAAUGGAUCUGCUUGGCCUUUUUGUGCAUAAGCAAAGAUGCUUGAAAAAGGCCUUGAACUGGCCGUACCUUGGAUGUAUAGUGACUGAUUUGUUUUAUGUGUUAAGAAGAAAAACACAUUUACUUCUAGGCGAGUUCUGAUUUGAUUUCGUUCAGACACUGUAGCCAGUUGUUACUGGCCAACACGGCUUGUUUGUGAAAGUGCAUCUGAAGAAAAAUCUUGCAAUAACACUGGUGUGAAAGGUCACGUUGAAUUGAUGAAUCUCUUGGACCUUGAAACUUUUGAUAUUGAAAGUGAAUGGAUGUAAAUUGCUGAAUAAAAAUAAGUUCAUUUUGAUCUA